AUGCCCCUUCGUAACUACGGUGUCUGGAAAGGAACCCCUGUAUCCUACAUCAUUGAAUAUGAAGUAGAUGACAAUGAAAGCCCGCAUUUAUCGCUAUACUUUAGUGAUAAAAGAGGACCGACUCACCACUCUACCCACAAUCUAAACCGUGCCCGCAGAGGUAACAAAGAAAUUCCUGGGCUCCUCAGAGCAGCAAUCAACAUCAAGUCUGGUGACAAGCGUGAAUCGCGACUUACCUACUGGGCGGAUCACAAUUUCAAUAAUCAUCCGAUCACCAACAGUCUCGCCGACCUAUCCUGGGGGUUUUCUUCCCUCGGAGACACGGAGCCAAACCCUGCUGGUGUGAGGCUGGACUACAUCCGGAGUAACUUAUUCAAUAUCACCACCGGUCGAAUCCUACCCCAUGAUGUACCAGAUUCGGACAAUGAUAUAAUUGAUGUUCUAGAGCCUGAAGUCAAACAGGCGAUUGACGAUAAGGCCGAUAUCUAUCUAUUUGGAGAACCAUUCAGCGAUCGAAAGGGAAUUCAUAAUGUGCAUAUGAAUCAAGGCAAUGUCGAACAAUUUGCAGGUGACGACGGUGUGUUCCAAGAUGGUGGCCUUUUUAUCAACUACCCACGCUCUGGUCGAUGGGUUGGGAUCUUUCUCGGAUUCGCAUCACAAGCUAUGCACACCGAUAAUAGGACAGGGCAUGCCAUAUCAUCAGAGACCUGGGGUGACUAUCUAGGGAGAAAAAACAGAGCCGCCGAGCUGACGGAGGACUCUGUGAUAAUUGACGAGGCUUUGAUAAGCCCCGAGUCAAAUGAUCCUAGAGCCAGGCGUAGGUCGGUUACUCUUACAAAUCCGAAAGACCACACGAUCCCCCUGUCUUCCUGGAAAAUCAAAAACUCAGCUGGUGAAUACCAAACACUGCCACGUAAUGCAGCUUUGGAUGCUAGGUCAACGCAAGCGUUCGACAUCCCAGAUGUUCAUCUCUCGAUCCUUGGCGAUACCAUCACACUGUUGAAUGAACAAGGACUGAAAGUGGACGGGGUAAGCUAUACCUCUCAACAGGGAUUUGAGAGGCAAGCAAUUGCUUUUGCUCAUUAA
Molecule: messenger RNA, 1086 nt
Organism: Penicillium hordei
Lineage: Eukaryota; Fungi; Ascomycota; Eurotiomycetes; Eurotiales; Aspergillaceae
Exons: 1
Coding region: 1-1086 (361 amino acids)
Source: RefSeq, a predicted model, not a curated record